This is a messenger RNA of Gorilla gorilla gorilla (western lowland gorilla), 2616 nucleotides long. RefSeq names its product netrin 5 (gene NTN5). Bases 877 to 2352 code for a protein of 491 amino acids. Gene Ontology annotation, biological process: dendrite development; tissue development; motor neuron axon guidance. The record is from RefSeq and is a predicted model, not a curated record. The transcript is spliced from 7 exons. Gene Ontology annotation, cellular component: basement membrane. Gene Ontology annotation, molecular function: protein binding. Lineage: Eukaryota; Metazoa; Chordata; Mammalia; Primates; Hominidae.
UCAACCCAUUCGGAGAUGGAAUAGAACAGACAGCAACAUUUGCAUGAAAAUGUCACGAUGAAAGCACUGAGGACUCGCAGGACACCGGAGGCACUGGGGAGGUGCUUUUGAGCUUGGUCCCCCGCACCCCGGGGGUCCCCGCCUUCUCCCUCUGCCGCAUGAGAAACACAGGGGCCCAGGUGUUCUCAGCUCCUUUGUCGCCUUCCCCACCAUCUUAGAAAGCGACUGAGGUCUUUUGAAUUCCGGGGGCUGGUCUGAACCUUCCAAGAGCACAGAUUUUACUGACCUUAAGGCUCGGUGAACCCACAGCUGACAGAAGGUUCCAGAGGGGAGGAGGAGGGGCUGGCUUGGGGUCACGCAGCCAGAGGCAGGGGCUGAGCAAAGUUUCCAACAGUGAUUGUCUCCCAAAGGUCAGCCCCUGCCCGAUUGCGAUGGCGGCCACCACAAGGCGGGGCUGAGCCAGUGGGCAGGGGUGGAGUGGGAUGGAGCGGGACCCCCGACUGACAGCCUCCCGUCCUACCUGCGGUGAGCCUCCUAGGCCAGGCUGCUCGGGGCUGUCCUGCUGCUGGACCGCCGGGGGCAACGGCACUCACGUCCCACACCGUUGCGGGUGGCCUGGCUGGCAGGGGUCCCUGUGGGGAUAGCGUGGCUGCGGUUGGUGAGGGAUUGGGGUGGGAGGGGGGUGGCGGUGUUAGAUUCUGCGGGCUCUGCUCUGAGCCCCCGCCCAGCCCAGAAACCCCACUAGCCUGGGGCCUGAAAACAGCCACGCCACUCCCUCCUGAGAGCCCACCGCGCCACAGCUUGGAGGAAGAGCCUGCGGGGAACUGGCUGCAGGACGCUCUCUUCUUGAGUGCAGGUGCUGGCUCUGCUGUGACCAUGCCCGUGACCUUUGCCCUCCUGCUCCUCCUGGGCCAGGCCACUGCGGACCCAUGCUACGAUCCACAGGGCCGACCCCAAUUCUGCCUCCCGCCAGUGACACAGCUGGCUGCCGUGGCGGCCUCCUGCCCUCAGGCCUGUGCCCUGUCCCCAGGAAACCACCUUGGCGCCAGGGAAACCUGCAAUGGCAGCCUGACUUUGGCCCUGGGUGGCCCCUUCCUCCUGACAUCUGUCAGCUUGCGCUUCUGCACCCCAGGACCCCCAGCCCUCAUCCUGUCUGCUGCCUGGGCCUCAGGGGGUCCCUGGAGGCUGCUGUGGCACAGACCCGCCUGGCCUGGGGCCUUGGGGGGCCCUGAAAGGGUGACCUUCCACUCCACACCAGGUCCUAAGGCCACUGUGGCGGCCAGCCACCUCCGUGUGGAGUUUGGGGGCCAGGCGGGGCUAGCGGCAGCUGCGCUGAGAGGCCGCUGCCAGUGUCAUGGCCACGCUGCCCGCUGUGCCGCCCGUGCCCGGCCCCCCCGCUGCCACUGCCGCCACCAUACCACUGGCCCGGGGUGCGAGAGCUGCCGCCCGUCCCAUCGAGACUGGCCCUGGCGGCCUGCCACGCCCCGGCACCCCCACCCUUGCCUACCCUGCUCCUGCAACCAGCACGCCCGACGCUGCCGGUUCAACUCUGAGCUGUUCAGACUGUCGGGCGGCCGGAGUGGGGGUGUUUGUGAGCGGUGCCGCCACCACACAGCUGGGCGGCACUGCCACUACUGCCAACCUGGGUUCUGGAGGGACCCUAGCCAGCCUAUCUCCAGCCGCAGGGCCUGCAGAGCCUGCCAGUGCCACCCUAUUGGGGCAACAGGAGGAACCUGCAACCAGACCAGUGGGCAGUGUACCUGCAAGUUAGGGGUCACAGGCCUGACCUGCAACCGCUGUGGCCCUGGCUACCAGCAGAGCCGCUCCCCCAGGAUGCCCUGCCAGCGAAUUCCAGAGCCAACAACCACCCUUGCCACUACUCCUGGUGUUUAUAGCUCUGACCCUCAGUGUCAAAACUACUGCAAUAUGUCGGACACCAGGGUACACAUGAGCCUUCGGAGGUACUGCCAGCAGGACCAUGUUCUCCGCGCGCAGGUGCUAGCGUCCGAGGCGGCGGGCCCGGCAUGGCAGCGGCUGGCCGUGCGCGUGCUGGCCGUUUACAAGCAGCGGGCGCAGCCCGUGCGACGCGGCGACCAGGACGCCUGGGUGCCCCGCGCCGACCUGGCCUGCGGCUGCCUGCGCCUGCAGCCAGGCACCGACUACCUGCUGCUGGGCAGCGCCGUGGGCGACCCCGACCCCACGCGCCUCAUCCUCCACCGCCACGGCCUCGCGCUGCCAUGGAGGCCGCGCUGGGCCCGGCCCCUGAAGCGGCUGCAGCAGGAGGAGCGCACCGGAGGCUGCCGCGGCGUGCGGGCAUCCACACCCAGCCCCAGGCCGGAGCACGAGACGUGAGAUGGGGCUGCCUCGAGCACCAACAAAGUAAUUUGGGAGCGACUAGGAGCUGAGCCUUCUACCUCGACGGUGCACUGCAAAGAGCCAAUCAGACGUCGCAGAGCCCCGACGACACUAUGCAUGCGCCCACGCCGAGCAGGCGUGCGGAACUUUUAGCAAAAGGCGGCAAGCGGGACUUCUGGUUCCAACAUUUCCUCCUUUGGCCUGUGGCUUAUUCCCCGCCAGUGAUCUGUUUCCCCCAAUAAAGUCUCAAAUCUUUGGGAA